AUGAGUAAACACAAAGUGGAGGUGGAUUGCACCAUACGGUGUAGAUCACGUCUUCACGGACAAGCUAUAACAAGUGCUAUUACCAAACGUGAUAUUAGUGAUGAAGCGUUGGCCAGUUUUAUUAAGGGGACGUGUGCUAAUUUUGUCAAAGCAUUUGAUUUUGAGGGCCGAACUGCCUUGCACACAGCAGCCUCCUGUGGCAGGCUUCGUUUGAUGGAUUGGCUGAUUCGACAUUCUUCAGAGGCUUUUAAAAACGCACGUGACCGUGAAUCAGGGUAUACACCGUUGCAUAGGAGUAUAUUUUAUGGACAGAUACAAACAGCCGUGGAUCUCAUGAAAGCUGGUGCAAACACUGACAUAGUUGAUAAAGAUGACUACAGAGCUCUCGAACAUGCAAUGCUUGACCGUCAAUACACGUACAAGCAUGAAGGCAAUCAACCGAGUGAGGUGUAUGUGUGGGGUAAUAACUCCAAUUACACCCUUGGCACUGGCACACAGCAGGAGCGUGCUACGCCUGAACUACUCACAUGUUUCAACAGAGCCAACACAUAUGUGAAACAGGUGUGCUUAGGGAAGUUUCACAGUGUCUGGUUAUGUGGUGUGGGAGAAGCGUGGUGCUGUGGCCAGUUGGCGCGAGCUGGAGGGCCGCACGCGACCGCCUUGAGUCCUACUCCAUUGAGACUGCCAGAACCGUGUGCUGCUAUCGCCAUUACUCUGAAUUCUACUAUAUUUUUAAUGGAGAGCGGAAUGGUAUUACAAUACACCCUAAACAGUACCGAUAACGUCAGUCAAUCGAGUAUAAAGGCUCCUUCCUCAAUAAAAUUACCUUCUAUAAAGCCUUUGAUCAAGUUGUCCAACCCCUUGGGCAUCCGCGCAUCUCGUUAUCAUGCGGUUGUGUGGAACACCCGCGCGGUUUAUACUUGGGGCAUUAAUAUGGGACAGCUGGGACAUUCCAAUGAGGAUAAGGUUGUUUCUGCACCUAAACGGGUGACAUUUUAUGUGAAUAAUAAGGAGGAAGCUGGUAUUGAGCUGGUGGACGUCGGCGAGGCCGCCACAGUCAUCAGCACAAGUCGCGGUGAUGUGUAUUUGUUACACAAGUACAUUUGUAAGAAGAUUGCUAUCAAGCAAAUAAAUCUCCGUCAAGUAUGUGUCGAGGCUAAAGUCAGCGAGGUGGGCGUGUACUCGCGAGUCACCGUGUUAUUGUUGACCAAUGUUGGACAACUCUUCAUAUGGCAGGACACUACCAACAAACUUACUAGAUGUGUAUUCGGGCUCGUCCACCAAACAAUCGUUACCAACGUUUCACUUACCCACGACGCACUCUACUUCACCACUAAGUACGGCGAAGCGUUCAUUGGCUUCAUCUCCCGUAAAGCUUCGCCCAUAGCCCAACCGCAACCAAUCAAGAAAGAGAACGACAAAGACGGCAGAUCCGCUCUCGUGAAGUUUUUAGAGAAAGAUGACUGUACUUCUGUGAAGAUCUCUAAGAUUUCUAAUAUUUAUAGAGCGGUGGCUGUUUCUGUUGAUAGUGAAGGGAACAACUUUGCUUGCCUACAGAUAAAACCAACUUGUGGAUUAAAGUCACUCCCACAAUUGUCUCCCUCAAGUCUGUCCAAGCACAUGGAAUCUCUUCGCGAAAGUGCCACAGAUAAUGAUUUGCUACACGAUGUCAUAUUCAAGGUCGGCACAAAACUGUAUCCAGCACACAUUUUCAUUAUCGCCUCUAGCAGCGAAUACCUCUACAAGUUAUACAAAGAUGCCUGCGCCAAUCCAGGCGACAAGCCCCAGAUCGCACUGGAGAAUGUCCACCCAGAAGCGUUCGAUAGGGUCAUGAAAUACAUGUAUACUGGCACUUGUGAUGUAGCAGAACUGGGGCCUUGUGCCUUAAAGAUUAGAAAGGAAGAAUUGAUAGGGAAGAAAGAGAAGGAAAAUAUUGAAGUUGAAGAAGAAAUUAUUGAUAAUCCCUCCGAAAUAUCAGCGUUCGAAGUGUACAACAAAAAAGACGAAAAGACCAAGCGUCGACACCGACGCAACACAGACACCCCACCGCGCAUCCAUCUGUACUGUGACCCCGUCAAGCUCGUUCAAGCCACUGCUAAACGACUGCAAGUGAUGGCACUCCACAAAUUGCUUGAUAAGUUCUUUUACAAAGAUGGUAAUAUUCGAUUGAAAGAAAGUGCUACAUAUUCACGAAACAUGGCAUCGCCAUGGGAACGGGAGACACUCACUGAACUGGUGGAUACAAGCGUUGUAUCAAAGGAUAACGUUUCAAUACCAGCUCACAAGUGCGUAUUAGCAGCAAGGCUGGAGUAUUUCAACGGAAUGUUUAUGCAUUCUUGGACUGAGAGUAAACUACUGUCAAAAGUGACGUUGCCUAUCAACUAUGGGAUUCUACUGCCUGUCAUCAACUUCCUCUACACAGAUUUAUGUCCCGAACUAGAAAACUGCGAUAGUAUAGACUUUAUAUGUAACCUGAUGAUUGUAGCUGAUCAGCUCUUUAUCGGCCGUCUGCGGGAAAUGUGCGAAGUCGCUCUAGCUAAUCUGAUUAAUUUGAAAAAUUGUACAGAACUUUGCCAGUUCGCACACACUUAUAAUGCUUGUCAGCUAAAACAAUGCUGUAUGGAAUUUAUAUCACUAAAUCUAUGCAGUGUACUGGAAAACAGAUCUUUAGAUUUACUAGAAGAAAAAUUAUUAGAUGAUAUUACAAAGUAUUACUGCAAAUUCAAUCCCAUAAUGUCUUCCAGAAUAAUCACACCAUUUUUUAAUGCACCAUCUGAUGAGAUUAUUGAAGAAUUCGCUAAAGCUUAUCCUGUUAAUUUAGCAAUAACUGACGAAGAGUAUAAGAAAGAUGAUAGUAUUAUCGAAAUGCCGAAGAAAAAGAGUAAACAGAAGAAGAUUGAGUAUACAGAGAGCGAGAAAGAACGUAUGAGAUAUGAAUCAGUAAGUUCGGUGACUUCUUUAGACUUGUCCAAUGAAGUCUCAGGUGAUAUUACUUUAUCUUUAAGUAAGAUAUCUAAGGAUGCUGAGAAAGGAUCUCGAGAGAAACAAGAAAAGUGGAUAGAAGUGCCAUCUUCCCAACAAAAACAAAAAGUUGUCCAAGCAAGAUUAAAAGCUAUUAGUAGUGCGAGAGAUAUAAUGAAUGAAACUCCUACCGAAUCUUUUACAAAACUUACCAAAAGUAGUUCUUCAAGUGCCAUGACAAUACAAGAUAAAAUACCGACUUCAUCACGUAUGUCAGUUUCACCACAAGACUCAAUAAAGAGUCCACAGGGUAAUGUGACUAUUAGUCACGUGGGACCAAAAUUAUCUCAGAAACAACGGAAAAAGUUAGCUUUGCAGGGCAUAGAUUCUGCAUCGCAAAGUAUCAUAGAGCAUUUUAACAAAAUUGAUAUUGGUAGUCCUCCCGAAAAACCUAAAAAUCCAUGGAAGAUUUGUGAAUUACCUCUUUCUAGUAGCAGCCCAAAUUCUAAACCCAUCGAGUUCAAUAAAAUUCUGACAGCCCAGAAAAAGCAAAAGGAAGAUCACUCCAGAAUCAUGACUAAACCACUUACUUUAACACAGCUGGAGGACAAAGCCAUAGAACAGUUGGAAAGAUUCUACAAUAUACAUGAAAUUGAUGAUGAAUUAAUCACAGUGAGACGCAUAGAGCUUCAGGUGUCUUCACCGCAAUGGAUUCACACUGCCCCAAAAUGA
This is a messenger RNA of Arctia plantaginis, 3693 nucleotides long. Lineage: Eukaryota; Metazoa; Arthropoda; Insecta; Lepidoptera; Erebidae. The record is from the annotation of a GenBank genome assembly.